AUGGAAGAACUUAGAAGGGCGCUGGCGCUAGUAAAUAGUCAAGGAGUUGAGUUUAUGGCGUUUGUGAAAGACAAAGACCACGUUAGAAACGAACCGACUGGAAACCAUUUCUUUUCAGAGAGUUUUGUAUCAUCUUCAAUCGAAAAGGACCCUCCACUGGCAUUUGACCUAUUGGUACACAGGAGAAGAAUAACUGUUUAUGAAACAAACAUCGAGCCCAUGAUAGCCUUGCCGCUAGAUCGACCAGUACUAGUCCAUAACUAUCUAUGUGCUGCAUUCAAGUUGUUGAGACAGCUGCCUUGCAAGGCAAUCGCUAAGCUGUGGAUAAAAAUAAUARAGCCAAGGAAGAAGACGAGGUUCCCGUAUAUCAAAGGCGAUGCUAAGAAGCCGACAUGGUGGCCCAAGGAUGUGGAGCAUAGAGAGCCGGACCACCUCAACAAAGCAGACCGACUGAAUCUGAUGUGCACCAUAAUAAUGGAUGUUUUGCCGCAGAUGCCCCACAGCCUUGAAAUGGUAGACGAGCUUGUGCGAGUGACUGUAGCAAUGCCCAUUUUCAAAAGGGAGAGCGUAAAGAAAGUCAUCGUAAAGAACAUUUUUGAAAUUGCAAAAUGUUUGUGCGAUAAAGCCUCCAAACUUGAAAGUAUAGCACUUGCUGACUUGAACGAUUUAGCCCUUAAACAAAAAAAAAAAUCAUAUCACCGCCAUUCAUCAAGUGUCAUUAAAACGGCCAACGCGGAGGAAGAGUUGGUUCAACAGUCGAGUACAAGUGAUUGCUCCCCCUUGAAGGAGCUUUCAAUUAUUGAAAAUGACACGGCAUGUCUAUCCAAAGAGCAUUCGAUUUAUCCUAUGGAUCGAAAUCUCCAAAAUAGCAUGUCCCAACUACAACCGCUUGCCGAUUUUGGUCCGCUGUUGCUUUCCAAAUCAAAUGAUUUCAGCGGCACCGGUUCAUUGCAUAGCAGUAAUGAUCUUGAGUGUUUUGUUUGA
Molecule: messenger RNA, 984 nt
Organism: Saccharomyces eubayanus
Lineage: Eukaryota; Fungi; Ascomycota; Saccharomycetes; Saccharomycetales; Saccharomycetaceae
Exons: 1
Coding region: 1-984 (327 amino acids)
Source: RefSeq, a predicted model, not a curated record